This is a messenger RNA of Cervus elaphus (red deer), 2269 nucleotides long. RefSeq names its product sphingosine kinase 1 (gene SPHK1). Gene Ontology annotation, cellular component: cytoplasm; membrane; intracellular membrane-bounded organelle. NCBI's taxonomy places the organism in Eukaryota, Metazoa, Chordata, Mammalia, Artiodactyla, Cervidae. Gene Ontology annotation, biological process: sphingosine biosynthetic process; negative regulation of apoptotic process; cellular response to growth factor stimulus. The transcript is spliced from 5 exons. Bases 557 to 2029 code for a protein of 490 amino acids. The record is from RefSeq and is a predicted model, not a curated record.
CUGGCCGCCUGCCCUGCCCUCUCGCCCUUCUUGGCUUCCUGGGCGGCCGGGGGAGCUGCCGUGCAGCACAUGGCCUCCGUGCCCACUCGGCUCUGGCUGAGGGAGGCGGUGGCUGGCGGCCCGGCUCCGGCGUCGCUUCCUCGAGCGCUGCGCGCGGCGCCGCAGAGCCCGGCCCUUGGAAACGCUCGCGGAGAUCCGGGCCGCUCCAGAGCUCGGGGUAGAGGACCCGGCGACCCGGCUGUUUCGGGCCGAGGAUCGCUCGCCCCGAACUUCGCGCGCGGCGAUGGCCACUCACCACCUGGGAUUUUUUAACGCAACUGGACUCCCCUCCCCCUGGCGGCCCCCGGGGAGGGGCGUGAGGACUCGAUCCCACGGAGAGAGCACCGGCCUCUGACUCAUCGUCGGGCCGGAACCCGAGGUCCUAGAAAAGACAGGCUCUCAGGAAAAGACCCUUUCCCCCUGGGGGGGGGGGGUGCGGUGGGGGCUCAGUUCCAGGACCCGAGCGCCCUUGGUCGCACUGGACCUCGGCUUUCUGGACCUCUCGGAAAACUAGGCAAUGCCGGUGCGCGCGGCUCCCCCAGCGUGGUCCCAGGACCUAACGGGGCGCCCCCCACCUCAGGGUACCGCUCCAGACUCCACCAGUGCGGUCUCCUCUCCCUCAGAUCCGGCAACCGCAGGGAAUGACGCGGGUGCCCCCAGAGCCCCGGCAACGGGCGGGGAGGGCGAGCCCCGUCACCAAGACGCCCGCCUGGGCAGCACCGAUAAGGAGCUGAAGUCAGGAGCCACCGCGGCGGACAGCGUCCGGACAGCGUCGGGGACCCCUUGGCAGCGGGGGCCGCGGGCCGAGGUCAUGGAUGCAGCGGGCGGCUCCCGGAACCCGCUCCCAAGGCCCUGCCACGUGCUGGUGCUGUUAAAUCCGCGCGGGGGCAAGGGCAAAGCCCUGCAGCUCUUCUGGAGCCACGUGCAGCCGCUGCUGGUCCAGGCCGACGUCUCCUUCACGCUGAUGCUCACUGAGCGGCGGAACCACGCCCGGGAGCUGGUGCGCACCGAGGACCUGCGACGCUGGGACGCGCUGGUGGUCAUGUCCGGGGACGGGCUGAUCCACGAGGUGGUGAACGGGCUCAUGGAGCGGCCUGACUGGGAGACCGCCAUCCAGAAGCCCCUGUGUAGCCUUCCAGCCGGCUCUGGCAAUGCGGUGGCCGCUUCUUUGAACCAUUACGCCGGGUACGAGCAGGUGACCAACGAAGACCUCCUGACCAACUGCACCCAGCUGCUGUGCCGCCGGCUGCUGGCGCCGAUGGACCUACUGUCCCUGCAGACCGCCUGCGGGCAGCGCCUCUUCUCCGUGCUCAGCCUGGCGUGGGGUUUCAUCGCCGACGUGGAUCUGGAGAGCGAGAAGUUUCGGAGGCUGGGUGAGAUGCGCUUCGCUCUGGGCACCUGCCUGCGCCUGGCGGCCCUGCGCACCUACCGGGGCAGCCUGGCCUACCUGCCCGCAGAAACGCCGGCCUCCAGGGGGGCACCCGCCCCGACUCGGGCCCCGCAGGGCCCCGCGGACACCCACGUGGUUCCCCUGGAGCAGCCAGUGCCCCCUCACUGGACGGUGGUGCCGGAGCAGGACUUCGUGCUGGUGCUGGCGCUCCUGCACUCCCACCUGGCCAGUGAGCUUUUCACCGCCCCCAUGGGCCGCUGUUCGGCCGGCGCCAUGCACCUGUUCUACGUGCGCGCCGGCGUGUCCCGGGCCACGCUGCUGCGCCUCUUCCUGGCCAUGGAGAAGGGCAGGCACAUGGAGUACCACUGCCCCCACCUGGUGUACGUGCCCGUGGUCGCCUUCCGCCUGGAGCCCAAGGACGGGAAGGGUGUGUUUGCUGUGGAUGGGGAACUGCUGAUCAGCGGGGCUGUCCAGGGCCAGGUUCUCCCCAACUACUUCUGGAUGGUCAGUGGCUGCAGGGAGUCCCCACCCUCUCUGAAACUGCAGCCCUCACCCCGAAGGAGGUCUCAGCAGAGGCCGCCCCCACCAGAGAGCCGGUGACUCCGUGCCUUUAUCUACUUGGUUUACUCUCUGCUCAGGCCCCCCACCCCCUUCUCCCUCAGCCAGGACUGGAGAGCCUAUCCACACCGCAGGUGGUGAGUUGGGAGGAGGAGGGGGAGGGAGACGCCUGGAGAACGGUGGGAAGGACAGGCUCUGCCCACCGAAGGCCAGAUGGAGCGUUGGACUAGCAGCAGGGAAGCCACCCUUGAAUCAGAUCCGAAUAAAGUGACAUUCCCAGCC